UUAAUUGGUGUAAGCAAGUGAUUUUUUAAUCGCACAAACGCUUGAAAAGAAGCAUUUGUAGAAAAGCGUAACAAAGACUCAGAACAACAUUGACUAGUCGUGAAAAACAGCCUCCUGUUUGUUUGACAUUAAAGCAGGAUAUAUCCAAAGUCAGAAUGGACUGGCCUGGUAGAUGGAGUCAUGUCCAGAAGUUGCUGGAGAGGAGUGGACCAUUCGCUCACCCUGAGUUUGAGCCAAGCACAGAGAGUUUGAAGUUUAUUCAGGACACAUGUAAAAUUCUAGUUAUUGGAGCUGGAGGCCUGGGGUGUGAGCUUCUCAAAGAUUUAGCAUUGCUGGGUUUCCAAAACAUUGAUGUAAUCGACAUGGACACCAUUGAUGUCUCCAACCUCAACAGACAGUUCCUGUUCAGGGCAAAGGAUGUGGGUCGAUCUAAAGCUGAGGUGGCGGCGGAGUUUGUCAACAAGAGAGUACCAGGAUGUAAAGUGACCCCUCACUACUGUAAAAUUCAGGACUUUGAUGAAUCUUUCUACAGAAAGUUCCAUAUUGUGGUGUGUGGAUUAGAUUCCAUUGUUGCCAGGAGAUGGAUAAAUGGAAUGUUGAUCAGUAUGCUGCAGUAUAACGACGGAGAACUCGACCCCAGCUCUAUAGUCCCCAUGGUAGACGGAGGUACAGAGGGAUUCAAAGGCAACGCAAGAGUUAUCCUCCCUGGAAUGACAGCGUGUGUGGAGUGUACUCUGGAUCUAUAUCCACCACAGGUGAAUUUUCCUUUGUGUACGAUCGCCCACACUCCACGCUUGCCCGAACACUGCAUCGAGUACGUCCGGAUCCUUCUGUGGCCCAAGGAGGAACCAUUCGGUAGUGGGGUGAGUAUUGACGGGGACGACCCUCAUCACAUUAAGUGGAUCCUGGAGAAAUCCAUAGCGCGAGCUAACGAGUACAACAUCAAGGGAGUUAACUACAGACUGACUCAGGGUGUUGUAAAGAGAAUUAUCCCAGCUGUGGCAUCUACCAACGCAGUAAUAGCAGCUGCUUGUGCGACAGAAGUGUUCAAAAUAGCCUCAAGUUGCUGUUUACCAUUGAAUAAUUACAUGAACUUUAACGAUACUGCAGGGAUCUAUACGUAUACGUUUGAAGCCUCCAAAAAGGAGGACUGUGUGGCCUGCACCAACAUCCCCCAGGUCCUGUCCUUCUCCGAGAACGACAAACUUCAGGACGUGGUCACCUACCUGGUGGAGAGCGCCCUCUACCAAAUGAAGUCUCCAGGGAUCACAACCUGCAUAGCAGGCAAGAACAAAACUCUGUACAUGCAGACAGUUAAAUCUAUAGAACAGCGAACAAAGGAAAAUCUCAAGAAGACCCUAAAAGAAUUGGGUCUAGCAGAUGGACAAGAACUGUACGUAGCUGACCCCACGACCCCUUCAUCCUUGACCUUUAAACUCCAACUGGGUUCAAAUAUGGAGUGAUGCCAUGUGACAUUUCUGCUGGUUGUCAUUUGACAGUGUCAUGUGACACUAAACAGUGCAAUCAAACAACAAUUAUUCUGUGCUUUGUGAAUUCUAUUGAGGAGACAUUCUGUGAACUGUAAGCUAUUGAGGAGACAUUCUGUGAACUGUAAGCUUGUGAAUUCUAGUGAGGAGACAUUCUGUGUAAGCUUUCAUUUUAGUGUUGCCAGUGGAACAAUAUUUUGACAUUAAAGUGAAUAAAAUUAUGACAUUACUCAUUAAUGACCUCUGAAAUGUUGGAUAUAGAAUAUUAUAGAAUAUUUUUGUUGUUUCCGUAUGGGCAAAUAUUAUUACAGAUUAGUGAAGGUUUUUAAUAACUUAAAUCCUAAUGAAAUGCUUAUCAUAUACAUGUAUGCUUGUAUCGAUUACUGCAUUUGUUGUUUCUGAAUGAAAUAUCCAAUUGAAAAUGUCAAUUAUUUCCUAAAACACUUCACUACAUUAAGUGGUUAAUAACAUAUUUCCACAUCAU
Molecule: messenger RNA, 1971 nt
Organism: Magallana angulata
Lineage: Eukaryota; Metazoa; Mollusca; Bivalvia; Ostreida; Ostreidae
Product: NEDD8-activating enzyme E1 catalytic subunit-like
Exons: 16
Coding region: 156-1463 (435 amino acids)
Biological process (GO): protein neddylation
Cellular component (GO): cytoplasm; nucleus
Molecular function (GO): NEDD8 activating enzyme activity
Source: RefSeq, a predicted model, not a curated record